Gasterosteus aculeatus aculeatus (three-spined stickleback) is the source of this 4734-nucleotide messenger RNA. Its product is annotated as bromodomain-containing protein 1-like. Gene Ontology annotation, molecular function: protein binding. Gene Ontology annotation, biological process: regulation of transcription by RNA polymerase II. NCBI's taxonomy places the organism in Eukaryota, Metazoa, Chordata, Actinopteri, Perciformes, Gasterosteidae. The record is from RefSeq and is a predicted model, not a curated record.
ACGACGCACUCCUCGCACAACCGCAUUGUUGUUGGGGAAGAGAAGCUCGGGAAGCCGCUGAACUCUGCCGCUUCCGAACAGACCCAUUCGACCUGCAAGCGAUCCCGAUCGAAGUGAUAACACCCCGAAACCGACUCCGUCGCCCUGGAUACCCGUCGGUCCUUCUCCGGGUUGAGUCGGUUGAGCGCGAGCCGCGGCAGCCUGCCACUUCGCACCGCCAUUGCUGCCGUUAGCUGAAUUCGUGAAAAUACCCCCGGGUCUCUACGGCUGCGGCAUGAAGAAGAAAAGUCGACAAUACCGCCCUGCUGUGCUGAAGAGGGACUCCUCGCCCAUCAAGCCGUCGACCAACCGGGAGACGCUGACGUACGCGCAGGCCCAACGCAUUGUGGAGCUGGAGGUGGACGGCUGCGUGCAUCGCCUCAGCAUCUACGACAAGAUGGACAUCAUGGGAGACAACCACCCCACGGCGCAGGAGAUCAUGGAGUGCAACAGCAACAAGGAGAACAACGAGAAGCCCCAACAGGUCCUGGUGCGCUCCAUGCGCCUCAAAAACAGCCAGCAGAAGAAGAACGCCGCGCUCACGGCCGCGCACACUGGCACCGGCGGCCUGCUGGAGCCCAAGGUCAGGACGGUAGAGUACAACCUGCCGGUGGUGCCCAAGAGGCCGGCGGCAUACUACAAGUACACGGAGAGGACGUCGGAGGAGCUGGACGAGGAGGUGGAGUACGACAUGGACGAGGAGGACUACUCCUGGCUGGAGAUCGUCAACGAGAAGAGGCGGAGCGAGGGCGUCAGCCAGGUGUCCUUCAACCUGUUCGAGUUCCUCAUGGACCGCUUUGAGAAGGAGACGCACGCCGCCACUCGCGGCCACAGCGACUUGCGCUCGCUGGUGGACGAGGAUGCCGUGUGCUGCGUGUGCAUGGACGGAGACGGCGCCGACAGCAACGUCAUCCUCUUCUGCGACUCGUGCAACAUUGCCGUGCAUCAGGAGUGCUACGGCGUGCCGUAUGUCCCCGAGGGCCAGUGGCUGUGCCGCCACUGCCUGCAGUGUCCGGCACGGCCCGCCGACUGCGUCUUCUGCCCCAAUCGGGGCGGCGCCCUGAAGAAGACCGACAAUGACCGCUGGGGCCACGUGGCGUGCGCCUUGUGGGUGCCUGAGGUGGGCUUCUCCGACACGGUCUUCAUCGAGCCCAUCGACGGCGUGAACAACAUCCCGCCGGCGCGCUGGAAGCUCACCUGCUACCUGUGCAAGGAGAAGGGCGCCGGGGCGUGCAUUCAGUGCGACAAGACCAACUGCUACGCCGCCUUCCACGUCAGCUGCGCCCAGAGGGCGGGACUGUACAUGAAGAUGGAGCCUGUCAGGGAGGUGACGCUGUCCGGCGGCACCUUCUUCUCCGUGAAGAAGACCGCCUACUGCUGCGUCCACACGCCCGAGGGAUGCGACCGCCGGCCGCUCGGCAUCUACGAGGGGCCGCACGCCAAGAACGGAGCGUGUCUCAAGAGGGCCGACAAGAGGGGGAAGUCCCGGGCCAAAGGCUGGGCCAGGAAGAAGAGCAAGAGGGGCGACCCGGAACCAGAGGCCGAGGCCCCCGCCAGCCCCGGGCCCAGCAUCACCACCUCAAGUUUCUACACCAUCCUGAACCAGGUGGCGGUGCAGAGGAAGCGCGUGUUUGUGGAGCGGGUGCUGAGCUACUGGGUGCAGAAGAGGCAGUCGAGGAACAACGUGCCGCUCAUCCGCCGGUUGCAGUCCCACCCCCAGCCCCCCAAGGUCAAGCAGACGGUCAGUGCCGACACGGUGGAUUGCCGGCCUCCUUUUCUGACGUUGGCCCGCUUACCACAAAGUGUGUGCGUUGUUCUGCAGGACCUCGCGGAGACCAACCAGGCGCUGAAAGAGUUACACCGCCUGCGGCACGACCUGGAGCGAGCGCGCCUGCUGCUAGAGCUCAUCCGGAAGAGGGAGAAGCUGAAGAGGGAGGAGAUGAAGCUGCAGCAGUCAGCGCUGGAGGUCCAGCUGACGCCCUUCAACAUCCUGCUGCGGGCCGUGCUCAGCCAGCUGCAGGAGAAGGACCAGUACAGCAUCUUCUCCCUUCCCGUCAGCGCCAAGGAGGUUCCAGACUACUUGGACCACAUCCAGGACCCCAUGGACUUCUCCACCAUGAGGAAGCGCAUCGACGGCCGCGCCUACAGGAGCCUGGAGGAGUUCGAGGCCGACUUUGACCUCGUCAUCUUCAACUGCAUGAAGUACAACGCCAAGGACACCUUCUUCUACCGGGCCGCCCAGCGCAUGCAGGACAACGGGGGCGCCAUCCUCCGCAGGGCUCGCCGGGAGGCCGAGAGAAUCGGCUUUGACUUCCCCAGCGGGCUGCACCUGCCCGAGGCCCCGAAGGCGGUGGCGGCCCCCGCCUUCUGCUGGGAGGACGUGGACCGGCUGCUGACCCCCGCGUACCGACAACUGACCCCCCUAGAGGAGCAGCUGAGGGAGCUGCUGGAGAAGCUGGACCUGAGCACGGCCAUGAAGCACAGCCCGUCGCGCAGCAAGCGGCUCAAACUUCUCAAGAAGACCAUCACGGAGGUCCGAAGCAAAAUGAGCCUCAGGCAGUCCCCCCGGAAGCCGCAGCCCAGCGACACCCCCCUGGAGGAACCAGUUCCCGAAUCCUUGGCGGCGCCUUGCAUGCCGCCAAAGAAGCCAGCUCCGCCCCCCCAAACGUUAGAGCUGUUGACCUUGCUGUCGCGGAUUGAAGCCUCGGAGCCGCCGCCCCCUCAGGAGGCCCCCAAAGCCAGCACGGAUCGUUCUCUCUCAGAGCCGCAUGACGACACGUCUACCUCAGUGCUCGACGGGCUCGCCCCCGAACCGCCACUCUCCAACGCCAACGCCCCCGUCGCCUGUAACCGGCGGAACAACGUCCUCUUCCGCAAAUCCAAGAGCACCAGCCCCCAGAAACCACUGAAGAGCCCAGAGGCGUCCACCCUGGCGCCCCCUUCCCUGGGCGCCAAAACCUUCCUGUCAGUGGUGAUCCCUCGGUUGGAGACACUGCUCCUGCCGAAGAAGCGGAGACACAGCAGCAGCGCCGACGGCAAUGAGGAGGACGAGGAGUUGCCAAUAAAACGCCUCGGCACAGGAAUAGCAAACAAUUUUGUGGUGGAGGAGGAGGAGGGCGUCUCUCUGACUUCUCGGCGCCGCUGUGCCUCCGAGUCGAGCAUCUUCUCCAGCGGGAGCGUCUUCUGCGGCACGAGCACCGUCAUCAUUUCUAAAGGCGAUAAAGGGCGCUCGCCGGUGGCCCGGCGGAGCACUGUGGACAACCACAGCCCCCCGGUGACCUGCGUAAAGAACGAGGAGCUCGGCAAAGCCUCCAAGACGCCGUCAGAUCACGGACCCCAGAGGGCGGAGGACGGGGGGUCAGCACAAAGGGGCAGAGCUUCCCCAGCUGCCUCCGCCACCGGACGUCCUCAGAGCCGGAGAGCGGAUGCAGUUCAGGUCCGCAGAGAAACUCUUCCUCGUCCACUUCUUCGACAGCAAGCGCAGCUGGCAAUGGCUUCCUAGAUCCAAGAUGGCUCCCUGCGGAAUCAACUGGGCGCUCGAUAAAACCAAGCUGGAGAAGGCUCGCUCCACCAGCCUCCGAAAAACUGAGCGGCUCACCUUCGAUUGGUCCAUGAAGCACCGGGACCGCGUGGGCGGAGAGGCGGCACCUCGGACUGAACACACACACACGCACACCCCCUCUGAAGUCCGCCAUCAUCAUAUCAGUGAUGGUCACAUCAGCCUUCUUUUUCACAUUCACAAGCCGAGACGCUCUGAUUCUGUCUCAUACGCACAAAAAUACACGUCAUGUUUACCAUGUCCUGCAAACUGGACCCCACCUACCCCCAAAUACCGUAGCUGAUGACCUCCGUUUGUCCGUUGGUCUUCAGAUAUUUAUACGAUGAUCAGCUUGUCCUGUCUCUACACAGAGAAAACAAAUAAACAUGCAUGCAGUAUUGACCCUUUUAUUUUAAAGUUCAGCUCUUUAAAAAAAAACCUGGUUUUGUAACUUAUUGAGUUCUCAAGCUUUGGAAUCUUUCUUCUUAGUUAAUUCAUUAAUAAUCUUAAUUAAUUAAUUGUUUCUGUGUGUCUGUUUUUUCACCUGGAUGUUUUUACUGGACUAUUUGUUUAUUUUUCCUUUUUGUAGAUAUUUAUAUAAAAUCUAUAUAGAUGCUCUCAAAGUACAAAAUGCCUAAAGUAUUCACACCAAAACCUAAUGUCUGCCCACUCGUGUGUGUCCUCCACCUCGUCCUCCUCCUUCACAGUUCAGUUGUUUUGGGGGUUUCAGUGAUGAGUUUACAGAAUCUUCAGUCAUCUGAAAACGUGCCUGUAUUAAUUUAUUGUAAAGCAGAAAAUGUAUAUGCAUUACUUUAUAGAGAGCAUUGUAAUGAAAUACCACGGGCACAUGGGUGCACACGUAGAGCCCCCCACCCCACUGUCUGUUUUUUACUUUUGGGGUAUUUUAGCAUUAAGUCUGAGAGGUGAGGUGAUAAGUGUUUAAUGUUUUAUUUUGGCAGGGUAGCAAUGGGUAGACUUCCUGUUUUGUUUGGCCACUUUUGGAUUUAGAUGUUGUGUGUAAAUAGAUUUGGUACUUUAGCUGAUUCGCUGGGAUAAACCACAGUUCUAGCCAACGGGAGCGCAGACCAGCCAACACCAGGCCGGUGGGUUUUUAUACUAAAACACAGAAAAAUAAAAAUAUGUUAUUGAAUCACUGA